Messenger RNA from Solea senegalensis (Senegalese sole), 2649 nucleotides. It is a transcript of the gene egr3, whose product is annotated as early growth response 3. The transcript has 4 exons. Gene Ontology annotation, biological process: regulation of transcription by RNA polymerase II. The record is from RefSeq and is a predicted model, not a curated record. Gene Ontology annotation, molecular function: DNA-binding transcription factor activity, RNA polymerase II-specific; RNA polymerase II cis-regulatory region sequence-specific DNA binding. Lineage: Eukaryota; Metazoa; Chordata; Actinopteri; Pleuronectiformes; Soleidae. Bases 1081 to 2313 code for a protein of 410 amino acids.
CAAUAGCAAAGUUUUGGUAACUGUGGGUUACUGUUUGGUACCCCUAGCAAAUAGCAACAAUGCUAACAAGGCAGAUCAUGCUGUGUUGUUGUUGAAGAAAGAAAGAAAGAAAGAAGCACCGGCACAUCUGUGACUUUAAGAAAAUUAGGACAGCAGGAGCGAAUUUGAGGUAAGCUAACCAUUUUACUACUGUUGUUAUUGUGGUUAACUUGCUAGCUAAAGUUAGCUACUCUAAUUUAGCGCUUGAAUUGACUAUAUGCACUAACAACUUUCACCUCUACUUUCAGUCAGUCGUCUCCAGGGGAAACUUGGACUUUUAAGUCGGAGAGCCUGAAUUCUACAAGCCAUUGAAAGGCACUGCGGUCCUGCCUCACGUGACCCGGCCAACAGUCGAGGAAAGAAGCCUAUAACAGGAUAAAAAGAGGACUCGGGUCGCAGCUGGAUUUGACCUGAAUGGAGCUCUUUUUUUUUGGUCAACUUAUCUGUGUCGGAGCCUCUUUUCCCCUUUUCAACAUCAAGUUUCCACACAGACUGACGCGCGGAGAGAAAGCGCCCGGUACCGCGGAGCAGCACGCACUCACGCACGCCUGAGCGCUCCUCCUGUCCAUAUAUGGUCAUCUACGUCACGCUAAAGUUCCAUCCCCCUAUUUAAUACAGACACACUGGAGUCCCCUAUCCAGCUCCAAUAGAGCAAGUAGAGCUGCUCUUGUGCAACCAACACCGCCACCUCCUCCUCCUCCUUCUCCUCCACCUCCUCCUCUUCUUCUAUUUGAUUCACAGACUUCAAAUUCCCCCACAAGCAGCUCAUCAGCUUCCACAGUGAUCAGAUUAAUAACAACAAUAGUCUGUGUGAGAGUGUGUGUGAUCACACAGGAGGAGACUACACCGACACCGCCGCCGCCGCCGCUGCUGCUGCUCGCGCGCCGUGGGGAUACCUGGAUUCCUGAUCCACACCUGUGCUUCUUCCACUUUUGGCAUUUUUUGUUUUUCUUUUUUUUUUUUUUUGGGUACGCGUGUAGCUCCUUGGAUAAGCCGCGCGCUGCUGUCUCCUUCAUAAAUGUCGGACUGAACACAAGUGCUAUGACAGGGAAACUAGCGGAGAAGCUCCCUCUUACCAUGAGCAGUUUAAUAAACACGAUCCCUGACAGUCUCUACCCAGAAGAGGACAUCCCGACGUCUAUGAAUAUUUUCACCAGUACGGAAUCUAUAAACCACUAUUCACAGAUGAACACAGAUAACAUCAUGGACCUGGGCAUGGGAGGUGAGAAGGCAGCCUCGGAGAUCCAGUACGGAUCCAGCUUCCAGUCCAACCGCAGCGGGCAGACCGUGACCUAUCUGGGGAAGUUCGCCUUCGACACGCCUCCGUCAGGUGGCAUCGGCGGCUCCGGCUGGUGCUCUGACAACAACAUCAUCAGUCUCGUCAGCGCCGGGAUCCUGGGCGUCUCUCCGUCACCUGGCACGGUGACGACGCAGACGCCGUCCUCCGCCGGGAACAUGGGCGGACAGACGUCAGACAUGGAGCAGGUCUACGGUCCGCCGCUGCCUGCCUACUCCACCUGCAGCGACCUCUACCAGGAUCAGGUCUCCUUCCACCACAGUCCCGCCACCAGCACGUCUCUCGCCUACCCCGGCAAUGACUAUCACUCCACGUCCAAAGCCUCCAUGGAUGGCAGCCUUUUCUCCAUGAUCCCAGAUUACAACCUUUUCCACCAUCAAGGGGACGUCGGCGUCAUGGAGCACAAGCCCUUCCAGACCAUGGACCCAAUCCGAGUCAACCCUCCGCCCAUCACGCCCCUGGAGACCAUCAGAGCGUUCAAGGACAAGCAGCAGAUUCACCCAGGUUUCAUGGGCGGGCAGCAACACCCUCCACAGCACCACCCGCCGCCACAGACUCUCACCCUCAAACCCAUCCGGCCUCGGAAGUACCCCAACCGUCCCAGCAAAACCCCCGUCCACGAGCGCCCGCACGCCUGUCCGGCGGAGAACUGCGACCGGCGUUUCUCGAGGUCGGACGAGUUGACGCGUCACCUGCGCAUCCACACGGGCCACAAGCCCUUCCAGUGCCGAAUAUGCAUGCGCUCCUUCAGCCGGAGCGACCACCUGACCACGCACAUCCGCACGCACACGGGCGAGAAGCCCUUCUCCUGCGAGUUCUGUGGACGCAAGUUCGCCCGCAGCGACGAGCGGAAGAGACACGCAAAGGUCCACCUGAAACAGAAGGACAAGAAGCCAGCGGACAAGAGCAGCGGGGCGGCGGGGAGCCACAGCUCGCCCCCCAGCUCCUGUGGGGGUCCGACCGUGGGGACAUCAUGACUGGACCCUCACCACGCCCCACGUAGAGACACUUUUGAAGAAGGGACCACGUCCACUAUGAGAUAAAUAGGUGACUUUCCUCCUCUCUUUUACACCCCCUGCUCCUCUCAGUUGUAUUCCUUCUGUUUUUUAGAUGGAAGCCUUUAGAUUUAUUAAGCGUGGAAAGGCUGCUACGCCCUUCUCUCUUUCAAGCAACUCAGAGCCUCAGCUACUGUAACGCAGUGCCAACAACACAAAGACGGGCACCUUAGCACAUUCUGCCCACAAACAGGCCACUGUGUGUGUGUGUGUGUGUGUGAGAGAGAGAGCGCGAGUGUGAGUGUGUGAGUGUGUGUG